Messenger RNA from Sturnus vulgaris (Common starling), 890 nucleotides. The record is from RefSeq and is a predicted model, not a curated record. Lineage: Eukaryota; Metazoa; Chordata; Aves; Passeriformes; Sturnidae.
UGCUGCUGGCCCCGGCCCCGUGCUCGCCGCCGGCCCCGUUCCUGCUCAUCCUGGUCCCCAGCGCGCCCUCGCACCGGGAUCGCCGCCUGGCCGUGCGCGACACCUGGGGCGGCCCCUGGGGGGACUCGGGGACCCCCCCGAGCCGCACCGUGUUCGUGCUGGGGGUCACCGCCAACCCGGACACCCGGCGGGAGCUGCUGGCCGAGUCGCGACGGCACGGCGACAUCCUGCAGGGCGACUUCGGCGACACCUACGCCAACCUCACCUGGAAGACGCUGCUGCUGCUGCGCUGGGCCCGCGCCUGCUGCGGGGGGGCCCCGUUCCUGCUCAAGGCCGACGACGACGUCUUCGUGCACGUGCCCGCCGUCGCCGCACACCUGGCCGCGUGGCCCGCCGCGCCUCCGCCCCGCCUCUACCUGGGCCGCGUCCACUGGGCCGUGGCCCCGAACCGAGACCCCCGCAGCCGCCACCACGUCCCGGCGGGGCUUUACGGAGCCGCCCGGUACCCGCCGUACUGCAGCGGCACGGCCUACGUGCUGUCGCGGCGGGCGGCCGCGGCCGUGCUGGCGGCGGCGCGGGCGGUGCCGCUGGCGCUGCCCGAGGACGUUUGGGUCGGGGUCGGGGCGGGCCGGGCCGGGCUGGUCCCGCGGCACUGGGCUCGCCUCGGGGGCGCGCUGCGCGUCCCCGCCGAGCGCUGCUGCCUGGGCCGGGCCUUGCUGAGCGCGCACGGGCUGGGCCCGGCCCGGCUGCGCGGGGCCUGGCGGAGGCUGCGGGAGCCGGGCCGGGCCUGCCCGGAGCUGCUGCGGGGGGCGCUGGGCAGGAUCCGCUGCAGGAUCAUGGCCUGGGGGGAACGGAUCUGGGGACGCGGCGGGGACGGCACUGAGGAGUGA